AUGGCGAGUCGAAUGUGUGUGACGAUCUUGUGUUUACUAAAUGUGUUCUUUGGAGUAGUGGAUGUUAGCACAGAACCCGUUUCAGACCCUCGUGUAUGUAUCAUCGGUGCUGGUUACUCAGGCCUGGGUGCAGCCCGACAUAUGCAAGACUAUGGUCUCAAUUUCACAGUGUUUGAGGCUACCCGCUAUAUCGGAGGCACCUGGAGGUUUGACCCUCGUGUAGGCACUGAUGAAGAUGGAUUGCCCUUGUUUACAAGCGCGUAUAAGAACAUGAGAACAAAUACAAUAACUCAGACAAUGGAAUACUCCGGAUUUCCGUUCCCAGAGGGCACAUCUUCAUACCUAACGGGGGACUGCGUCUACAAAUAUCUACUGUCUUUCACUAACCACUUCGAUUUGAUAGAAAACAUUCAGUUCCAAAGUCUGGUAACCAAGGUGCAGUGGGAAGACGACAUCUGGAAUGUCAUGUAUAUGAAGACUGAUACCAGAGAGAAUAUCACAGAGCAUUGUAACUUUGUUGUCGUAGCGACCGGGGAGUACAGCUCACCUAACGUACCUCACUUUGAAGGGCAAGAAGAGUUUAAAGGAAAAAUAAUACACAGCCACGACUACAAAGAUGCUGAAGAUUUUCGUAAUCUAACCGUACUUGUAGUGGGAGCUGGCCCAUCAGGGCUCGACGUGGCUAUACAACUGGUCAAUGUGACAUCUAAGUUAUUGCAUAGUCAUCAUUUUAUGUACAAGUUGCCGGAGAUCUAUGGGAAUUAUCUAAUGAAACCGGAUAUAAAACACUUCAACACAACAGGUGCUGUUUUUGUUGACGGCAGCACAGAAGAGUUCGACAUCGUCAUACUUUGUACAGGUUACACGUUCAGCUUUCCGUUCUUGAACUAUCAGUCAGCCGGAGUAUCCGCAACCAAGAAAUAUGUACUACCAUUGCACAAUCAAGUUGUGAAUAUUAAUCACCCUUCCAUGACCUUCGUAGGAGUUUCAAAAUAUGUUCCUGGCAUAGUGCGCGAUAUUCAGGGUCAGUAUUCAGCAGCGCUAGCAGCAGGUUAUAUUAAGUUGCCAUCUCAAGAGGAUAUGUUUCAACAAUGGUUCGAUCACGCGAAAGAUAAACCCCUCACCGAUGUAAAUGUUGUUGGAAAUACUAUUUAUGCAGAUUAUUUGGAAGGACUUCUCGAGAAUACUCCCAUUCCUCAGCCUCCUCGAAUACUAGCAACCCUCGUCGCAAACACUAGCAGAGACUGGUAUGAAGACUUACUGAAGUUCCGUGAUAACCAGUACACGUUGAUCAGUGAUAAUGAAUAUGAAAAAAUGUACAAGCCCACGGAGAAAAUAUGUCUCGUUGACUGA
This is a messenger RNA of Arctia plantaginis, 1353 nucleotides long. The record is from the annotation of a GenBank genome assembly. Lineage: Eukaryota; Metazoa; Arthropoda; Insecta; Lepidoptera; Erebidae.